GAGAAACUGCCCCUCACGUCACCACACCCCUUUGUUGUUCCUCAUCAUACCAGGUAUAGGGUACAAGAAACAACAUAGAGAAACUGCCCCUCACGUCACCACACCCCUUUGUUGUUCCUCAUCAUACCAGGUAUAGGGUACAAGAAACAACAUAGAGAAACUGCCCCUCACGUCACCACACCCCUUUGUUGUUCCUCAUCAUACCAGGUAUAGGCUACAAGAAAGAACAUAGAGAAACUGCCCCUCACGUCACCACACCCCUUUGUUGUUCCUCAUCAUACCAGGUAUAGGCUACAAGAAACAACAUAGAGAAACUGCCCCUCACGUCACCACACCCCUUUGUUGUUCCUCAUCAUACCAGGUAACCCAGGUAUCAUCGAGUACUACGAGGAGUUCAUGAGGACGCUGUACCACCUGAGUCGGGCCCCAGUCUGGGGCAUUGCCCAUGCUGGACAUGUAUCAGUUCAAAAUCACACAUCAAGUUUAACUGAUCUAGUUCAACUGCCCCCAGAUGAAUUCAGCCUUCAAGGUCAGAUUCGUCACAAGGUCGCAUUUGUGAAACAGAAUGUGCCAGAGCAUGUGAAGGUCGUCAUGAUAGGUCAUUCCAUAGGCUGUUACAUUAUUCUCAAGAUGAUGGACUCUCUUCGCAGACACCAUGUCUUACGAUGUUUCAUGCUUUUCCCUACAAUCGAGCGCAUGGCCGUGUCACCACGUGGGCUGUAUGCCACGCCGUUUCUGCGCUACUUCCGCUGGAUGGGAGUGUUGGUGUCUAAGUUCCUCUCCUACUUCUCCCCUCACAUGCAGUACAGACUCAUCCUCCGCUUCUUCAAGAACAGGAAAGCUCCGGAAUGUGCCCUCAAUGCUUCCAUGAACCUGUUUGACCCAUCUUGUGUAAAUAAUUUCACCUUCAUGGCUAUGCAAGAAAUGGAUGAAGUCAACAAACUGCCCAAAGAACUUGUCAAGAAAUAUUUAUCCAAAUUAAGCUUUUACUAUGGCUCUAAUGACCAUUGGUGUCCCAAAGAAUAUUUUUACCAGAUGAAGAAGAGAUUUCCGCACGCUGAUCUCCAGUUGUGUGAGCAUGGUUACUCGCAUGCGUUUGUACUUGAUGCCAGUGUAGAGAUUGCUCACACUGUGUGGGACUGGUUACAAGGAGACUUGCACAAACUCAACGAUUGAGGGUGUGACCACAAACAAUGACACCUUUGUACAUUUCUCAUAGACAGUGCAGUAGAAUAACAUGACAGGAAUUGUGUGUGUUCAUGAGUUUAUGCAUAUAUUUUUUCUUCAGAUGUUUAUGUCUACCUCCUGUUCAACAGAUUCAGCUUUUGCUGUCAAAACUAAAGAAUGGAAGCUGAGCAUGUUUGGAACCAAUGAAGACUGGCGAUGUGUCAUUCUUGUGGCGUAAUCAUUCUCCUGGUCAAGAUAAUUUAUGAUUGAAUUCCUCAAUAUUCACAUUAAUCAAGGUAGGAAAAAUUGGUGUUCCCACUUUAAUCUGUGAAGCUUAGUUAAUGAUUAAAGAAGACAAAUGUGUGACAUUCAGCACAAAAAUGCAACUUCAGCCGAGCCCAUUCUGUUCUCAGCAAACAGUGGUCAGUGGGUGUGGCCUAAUUUCUGUUUGUCCUCAAAUUCAAUGCCACAGAAGUCCUGCCAACAUAUUUCUUGUUGAAUGAACUGCUAUUUUCAGACUUA
Molecule: messenger RNA, 1689 nt
Organism: Haliotis rubra (blacklip abalone)
Lineage: Eukaryota; Metazoa; Mollusca; Gastropoda; Lepetellida; Haliotidae
Product: lipid droplet-associated hydrolase-like
Exons: 3
Coding region: 397-1176 (259 amino acids)
Biological process (GO): lipid storage
Cellular component (GO): lipid droplet
Molecular function (GO): lipase activity
Source: RefSeq, a predicted model, not a curated record